Oryzias latipes (Japanese medaka) is the source of this 2279-nucleotide messenger RNA. RefSeq names its product vesicle-associated membrane protein 2 (gene vamp2). Gene Ontology annotation, biological process: vesicle-mediated transport. NCBI's taxonomy places the organism in Eukaryota, Metazoa, Chordata, Actinopteri, Beloniformes, Adrianichthyidae. The record is from RefSeq and is a predicted model, not a curated record. Gene Ontology annotation, cellular component: membrane.
AGCUCAAUAUAAACUCCUUUUAACCCGCUUUAAAGUCAACUUUGGGUCAAAUAUGUUAGUCCCGUUAACGAAAUAUUUGUUGGCGUCCAUCUGAGGCAGACAGAGAUCAAAUAAACGCUGUCUGGAGCUGUGAAAAAGCGGCUUUGAAGGCUCUGCGCCCCCCAUCUCAACAUGACACUCGCCGCUGCUGACGUCACCGAGCCAUCUUUGUCCACCUAAUCCAGGCUGUUUGUUCCACCUUCAUCAGACCCGGACAGCGCCAGGCUCCGAGCUCAGGUGCCGCAGACAGAGCAGCCCCAUCUAAGAAGGACGACGGAGAAGAGCAAACAGCCAGGAAGAGGAGGCUCUCGACUGGGAAACAAAGUCGUGCUCCUCCGCGGAGAGAUAACCACACGAUAACCAAACCCACGGCUGCCAGAGGGUAGAGAGGAGCGCUCAAUCCGCGGCCAUCUGCCAGCCACUUACGCCCGCUAAUAUUUCCACCUCGGAUUUCAGCCCAGCUGUCCCGCUAAUACUGCCAGGAAAAUGUCUGCCCCAGCUGCCCCUGCACCAGAGGGAGGGAGUCAGGCCCCUCCCAACCUCACCAGCAACCGCCGUCUCCAGCAGACGCAGGCGCAGGUGGACGAGGUGGUGGAUAUCAUGCGUGUGAACGUGGAUAAGGUUCUGGAGCGUGACCAGAAGCUGUCAGAGCUGGACGACAGGGCCGACGCCCUGCAGGCUGGAGCCUCUCAGUUUGAGACCAGCGCUGCAAAACUGAAGAAUAAGUACUGGUGGAAGAACGCCAAGAUGAUGAUUAUCCUGGGUGUGAUAUGCGUGAUUAUCCUCAUUAUCAUUAUUGUGUACUUCAGUACCUAAGAAGAGUCGCUCCUACCCCAGUCUGAUCCCAGCUUACUUGCUACAGAAAAAACCCCAACCAAACCCCUUCAAUCGACGACAAAUUUAACCACAGAUGAUGAAUUAAUUCUAUGUACGUAUACCCCCCCCAAGUUAGCCUCCAUAUAACCCCCCCGUAGGCCCUUCAGGGCCCCCGUGGCUCCCCCACUUCCACCACCUUCUCAAUAAUUGUUCUGUGAGUGUGCCCCCCCCCCCCCUCCACUGCCUUCUUUCUGGGUACUCUUGGCUUUUCUAACCUGCCAUGCUGAGAACCAAGCACCUGUGAUGACGCAACAGCAGAGGCGGAGACAAUUGGCGAUAAUUGUUCCAUAACUGAUUCUGAUAGUUCUUUGUAGACUAUUAUUCUGAUAUAUAAUGUUUUGUAGGUGUGUGUGUGUGUGUGUGCGUGCGUGCGUGCGUUGAUUUUGUACUUUUUAAUUUUGGGUUUAUUUACUUGUAUGCUUCAGCGUAAACUACUGCCUAUGAAUAGAAGUGUGUAUCAUGCAUGAUUCCAUCCCCCUGUGUUUUGCACAGAGGAAUUCCAAUCCAUCUGAGGAGUUUUCCGACGGCAACACAGCUGUCAAGAUUCCAAAAGAACCCAGGAGGCUGAAACUGGGGUUUAAAAAAACAAACAGAAAAGAUUGAAACCUUAAAAACACACCAGAAAACUCAAGUUUCUCUUUCCCCCUGCUUGAAACGCUCAACGUUCCAACCCUCACGAGGGUUGAACUCCAGCGACCGUCGAUCGGUUUCUUUUCCCGUCAUCCGAGCGGAAUUUGGAGUCUCUCGAACAUCUGUAGUGUCUUUAUACGGCCUAUGGGGGGCGCUGUCUGGGCAUGCUUGGGCGCCGCAGUCUCUAAUGAUUUAAACUGCCAUAGUAGAGUUGGACCAAUGUCUGUAGAUGUUGCUUUGAUUUCACUGUUAACGUAGUGUCUUAUUUCGAGAACAUUCCUUCAUUGCAGUCUAGUGCAGAUGCUGUUUCUGUAGCACAUAGAGGGGUCAGAGAUGUUGGUUAUGCAAACAGAGGAGGAGAAGGUGUGGUCUAUAGAUGAGCUUUCAAACUCCCCAAACCCUUUUUUAUGCAUUUAUUUCUUGUUGCUUUAGUACUUUUACACACAUGAGCGGGUGGAGAAAAGCGGUCCGGUCUGAAGCCUGAAGCAGAAACGACGUAUCACCAAUUCCCGUAGAGCGGAGCAGACGCACAAGCCUUAGUCCUCGGGUCACUUCUUGGUUUCCAGUCAAACGCCGCCACCACGCCCCUUUUAAACACUUUUAGAUUGUGCGUUGGAGGAGUGUCAAAUGCACAUUUGUUUUGGAUGGCAGCUGCCAAAGGAAAUAAUGCAACCCUCCACAAUAAGAGCACAUCGGACUAAAACAAAAAACAGUUUAAUCUUUAAAUCCCAAAA